This is a messenger RNA of Vicia faba (fava bean), 1986 nucleotides long. The record is from the annotation of a GenBank genome assembly. Lineage: Eukaryota; Viridiplantae; Streptophyta; Magnoliopsida; Fabales; Fabaceae.
AUGGCUGAAAGAUGUGCUGAUGUUGCUUCAAUUGCUAGAGAAAUUUUCACUCUGGGUAUUCCCUCCAGCAAGAUAAGGGAUCUGAAGGACCAUCAUAGAAUAUGGGCUAAGAUUAUUCUAGGAUGCAUAAACCACAAGAAGCCAACCAGCUCUCCUGACUACAUAAACAUUGAUCAGCAGUUUCUGAUCUACUUCAUCUCCCAGAAGACUAAGGUGAAUCUGGCUCAUUUGUUGUUCAAUCAUAUGAGGACGAGUGUUAAGGAUACUAGAGAAGAGGAGCGCACUAAAAGGGACUGGAUACCCCUUGGAAGGCUCAUAUCAGAUAUUCUGACAGAGAAUAGGCUGAUAGAGCAUCUAACAGAAGCACAGGAAAUCAGCUCUCUAGAGGCAACUGCUGGGAAGCCUUUAAAUACAAAGAAUCUGAAAAAGAUGAAGAUUAUUGAGAACAUCAGAAAGGAACCCAAUGUUACAUCCUUUGUAACCAUUACAUCUAGAAGAAUCCCUCUGGAUGAUUUCCCUAUGUUCUCAGAAAUUGAUUCCAAGCCUGAGAUUAUCGCUCCAGAAGUUGUGCUGAAGAAGAACAAGAAAAGGAAAGCAGCAACAGAAGGAUCAUCUCAGCGGACUCCUAAAGCUGCUAAAAGGAAAGGUAAUCCUUCUACUGUUAAUGUUUUAGAAUCAAUUACUAUAUCAACAUCUGAACCAAUACCUACCCAUUUAGAAAUUCCUACCCCUCAAACUUUUGAUGAUUUUGACAUAGGUUUUGACCCCUCUGAAACUCUAAGUCUUAGAGGAACUCACUCCCUACCUAUCAAUCCAAAUACUGAAACAACUCAACCAGAACUUGCAAAAGUUCUAUCAGAUAUUGAAACUUUUGACCAAAAUAUUUCUGCUCCCAUACCAGAAAAUCCAAACUCUGAAACCACCUCAGAAGCACCACAACCAGAAAUACCACUACCUCCAUCUCCUCAACAAGAAAUUCAUCCACCUUCUCCACAACCUGAACAAUCACAACCAGAAGUUCAAACUUCUGAGGUCCAACCUUCUGAAUCCUGUGAACCAGAACCUCAUAACAUUCAAUUCAACCAAACUGUUGAUUCUGAUACCAUUCCCAUUCCUGGAAUCACUGAACCUCUGGCCAUCCGUAUGCCCCUGACCAUUCUGGAUAUUCCCCAAAUUCCCUCUUCACUAGAAUCAACUCUACCAAAUUCCCCAACUAGUCUAAUAAUUAUUCCAGACUCUCCCACUCCCUCACCAAAGAACAAUCCAGAUGACAACGCCAAAAAUGUCAUUGAUUUAACUGUUUUUGAACGCCUUGCUGCCAUAACUCACAAAACAGCCAUUCCAAAACCAAAACCAUCUGAACCCACACCAGAUGUUGGUACUAGUUUAAUGAUGUUUGAAACAGAAAUGCAGAAAUGGAUAACCUCCCUAAAGCAAGCUAGUCUUGAGAUGAUUAAUCCUGCUGCUUCAGAUUAUCUUUGGACAAGUUUAAGAAAAUGGAUAAGUUCUGAAACUCAUAAGAUGCAAGAACAGAGCUACGGACAAGUUCAACAGAAUUUCAGUAAUCUGCUAAAGGUAAUUGAAGAUCAAGUUCUGAGCCAACUGCUCAAGGAAGAAGUUCUCCCUCUGGACAAUGCUCCCUGGUCAGAACAUCGUCCAAUAGACAAAGUUCAACCAGAGUCAGAAGGUCUCAUUCUGACUGAUACUCUAGAGCAAAUGAUUCUUGCAGAGGAACUGGUUCAAAAAGAUGGCGUUGCAGGAUGCUCAGAGAAGCAUCCAGUUACUGAAGAUUCUCAAGCUUCCUCUUAUGAAAGGCAGAUUCUAGAAGAACUGAAGAGAGCAGAUAUUAUUAUGCAGGAAAGAAUGGAUAAACAGGAUGAUAAAAUUUCAGAAAUCAAGAGCAUUUUAACCAAACAAGAGGAAACCAACACCCAGAUCAAGGGCUUGUUGGAAACUUUGUUCACGCGCCUUCCUCCUCCAUCUUAG